Messenger RNA from Nycticebus coucang (slow loris), 3499 nucleotides. RefSeq names its product chromodomain Y like (gene CDYL). Gene Ontology annotation, molecular function: transcription corepressor activity. Lineage: Eukaryota; Metazoa; Chordata; Mammalia; Primates; Lorisidae. Gene Ontology annotation, cellular component: nucleus. Bases 392 to 2026 code for a protein of 544 amino acids. The transcript has 7 exons. The record is from RefSeq and is a predicted model, not a curated record.
UGGUCGCAAGUAGGAAGCUUUUUGCACUACACCGGAGAGGGGGAGCCGCGGAUCCAGCCGCGCCGCCCGCAACGCCGCCGCGCCCGCCCCAGCCCGCCCGGCCCCGCGGCGGGGCACGAUGAGCCCGAGCCCGAGCCGGCCCGCCGGGGAGUGAGCGCGGGGCGCCGAGGGCGCGUUGCGCAGCUGCUCCUGCGCACAACCCCGCCGCCGCCGCCGCUGGCCCGCACUGGCCACGGAGUGCGAGAGGCUCGUCGGCUCUCAGCGCCCGGCGCCGGCAGUGGGAGCAGGAAGCGCAGGCCACGCAGGGACCCAACUGAAACAAAGUAUCGGCCGCCCGGCGCCGGCGCCCGCCCCGACCCUGCCCCUCCCGCCCGCAACUCCGCCGCCCACCAUGGCUUCCGAGGAGCUGUAUGAGGUUGAAAGGAUUGUUGACAAAAGGAAAAACAAAAAAGGGAAGACAGAGUACCUGGUUCGGUGGAAAGGCUAUGAUAGUGAGGACGACACGUGGGAGCCGGAGCAGCACCUGGUGAACUGUGAGGAGUAUAUUCACGAUUUUAACAGGCGCCACAUCGAAAAGCAGAAAGAAAGCACGUUAACCAGAACAAACAGGACCUCUCCAAACAAUGCUAGGAAACAGAUCUCCAGAUCCACUAACAGCAACUUUUCUAAAACCUCUUCUAAGGCACUAGUGAUUGGCAAAGACCAUGAGUCUAAAAACAACCAGUUGUUUGCUGCCAGCCAGAAGUUCAGGAAAAACACAGCUCCAUCUCUCUCGAGCCGGAAAAAUAUGGACCUAGCAAAGUCAGGUAUCAAGAUACUUGUGCCUAAGAGCCCCAUUAAGAACAGGACCUCAGUGGACGGCUUUCAGAAUGAGAGCCCCGAGAAAUUGGACCCCGUCGAGCAGGGUCAAGAAGACACAGUGGCACCCGAGGUAACAGCAGAGAAACCUGUCGGAGCUCUUUUGGGCCCUGGUGCGGAGCGGGCCAGGAUGGGCAGCAGGCCCCGGAUACACCCACUAGUGCCUCAGGUGCCGGGCCCUGUAACUGCAGCCAUGGCUACCGGCUUAGCCGUGAACGGGAAAGGUACAUCUCCAUUCAUGGACGCAUUAACAGCCAAUGGAACAACCAACAUACAGACAUCUGUUACAGGAGUGACAGCCGGGAAAAGGAAAUUUAUUGACGACAGAAGAGACCAGCCUUUUGACAAGCGUUUGCGUUUCAGUGUGAGGCAAACAGAGAGUGCCUACAGAUACAGAGAUAUUGUCGUCAGGAAACAGGAUGGCUUCACCCACAUCUUGUUAUCCACAAAGUCGUCGGAGAAUAACUCUCUGAAUCCAGAGGUAAUGAAGGAAAUCCAGAGUGCUCUGACCACCGCAGCGGCUGACGACAGCAAGCUGGUUCUGCUCAGCGCAGUUGGCAGUGUUUUUUGUUGCGGUCUUGACUUUAUUUAUUUCAUACGUCGUUUAACAGAUGACAGAAAACGAGAAAGCACUAAAAUGGCGGAAGCCAUAAGAAACUUCGUGAAUACUUUCAUUCAGUUUAAGAAGCCCAUUAUUGUAGCAGUAAAUGGCCCGGCCAUUGGACUAGGAGCAUCCAUAUUGCCUCUUUGUGAUGUGGUUUGGGCUAACGAAAAGGCUUGGUUUCAAACACCCUAUACUACCUUCGGACAGAGUCCAGAUGGCUGUUCUACCGUUAUGUUUCCCAAGAUUAUGGGAGGAGCAUCUGCAAAUGAAAUGUUGCUCAGCGGGCGGAAGCUGACUGCACAGGAGGCGUGCGGCAAGGGCCUUGUCUCGCAAGUGUUCUGGCCCGGGACCUUCACCCAGGAAGUCAUGGUUCGAAUUAAGGAGCUUGCCUCAUGUAAUCCGAUUGUGCUGGAAGAAUCCAAAGCUCUUGUGCGCUGUAACAUGAAGAUGGAGCUGGAACAGGCCAAUGAGAGGGAGUGUGAAGUACUGAAGAAAAUCUGGGGCUCUGCGCAGGGGAUGGACUCCAUGUUAAAGUACUUGCAGAGGAAGAUCGAUGAGUUUUGAUCGCUGGGCUGCCUGCAGAUAACCAUGGAAUUGGCUCCAAGUUGCCCUAGUUCAUCCUCAUGGCCUGAAAUAAGUUCACCCAUCACUCAUGCUUGGAAACAGGACUGGAAGCAUCCAAGUUAUUUAUUAAUCAAGAAGUUUUUAAGUACUGUAACUUUAAAAUAAAUAACUACAAAGCUUCUUUGUCCAAAUGUCAUUGUUUUAUACUUAUAUACACACAAGUAUAAAAGUAUAACGUGAGCACUAGGCUGCUCUGGGAAGCGCUCGUUUUUGUUUUCUUUGGCUAGUACUGUGCAAAAGACAGCUGUAUUUCAUUGCUUUUGGAUGAUGGAAAAGUCUGGAGUAAUGUUUGUUUUCCUCAUUUUUUUCCUCCUAAUAUACAGAAUCAGAAUCUAAAGGGGUAUUAGCCAGCCUCACUGUCCCUGCCCAAAAUAGAGAUAAGGAAAGAUCUGAGCAGUUGCCUUUGUCUCCAAGAAGGUAAAAAUAACUCAGAUGGAAAAUUCUAAAUCAAAAGUAAAACUUUUCUUUUAGAAUACGUAUUUCUGAUGAAAAAUUCACUGACAAGCAGACCCCUAAACCAUACCUACAUAUGCCCAGGAUUCAUGCUGAGAUAUCAGUUGAUUUCCCCUUUUUAAAAUAUGUCCAGUUCUUACCCAGUUAACAUGAAGAAACCACUGUCUCUAGAAGAAAGCUUGUUUUGCAGUAUUAGCGAAUCACUGACUAGCUUAAGUAUGAAUAUCUAAGUUAUAAGUUAGGCCUAGUGGGUUAUAGUUUUUCUGACCCUUUUGAAAAAUAACUACGUAAGUGCUUCUUGUUGCUGGGUGAGAAAUACUACUUUAUAUACAGUUUUGGUUUUCUAUUUGCAGGUAUGAUUGAUGUAUUACACCAAAAUAAAGUAUUUUUAUGUUUAUAAAGUGUAAUUUUUAGGUUCACUUAGAAUAUAUUUUAUUUAAUAAGUUAAAAUUCUUUUGGCACACUAUUAAAUGCAGAAACUCCUUUCAAAGAAAAAGGAACUACCUUGUAUUUGACAUUUAAUGUUCUUGGUCUCUACUUUCAUGUCUAUACAAUAUACUGAGUACAGUAUGGUGUCCAAGAGUGCCCUGUGUGAAUAGACAUGUGCAUUCCUUUCAGGAGUGGGUACUGAUUCCAGACUACAGAUGCCUAUUAUUAGUUAGGCUUCUGAGCUUGCAAUCAUAUUGAAUGUAUGAAGAGCGAAAUAAAAUCAAAACCUUAUUUUUGUACAGUUUUGAAGUUUAUACUUAGAACUGACCACCUCCCCGGCCACGUGGAGAGCUGUACAGUGUAAAAAUGCCUUUACCUUGGAUUGAUUGGUACAGUAUUUUUGCAUCUGUGGGACCUACUUUUUUGUUCACUAGUUUGAACUAUAUAUAAACUGUACAAUCUGUAAAGUUUUUAUAGAAUAAAUAUUCAGCUGUGAAACUGGUUAAAUAAAACUAAUAAUUUCUUAACACA